CUUAAUUUUAACUAUCCAAUUAAUCAUGAUUGGGAUCUAAAGUCAUUUAAUUCAUACAUUCUCGAAAAUUCCAAAAAAUUUAUUUAAUAGUACUGACAAAAAGACCAAAUUAAUUGCUAUGACAACGAACUAAAAAGACACAUCAUAGAUGUUACGAUUUUUGAUAAUCCCUGUUAAAGAUUUUAUCAAUAAGAUGUAUUUUGGUGACUUCUUUAAUUCCCUCUAUUUGUUUAUACGUCCUUUAAUUAAAUGGUUUCUUCAUCGUUUUACAAAUCUGUCUGAAUUACAACGUUUAGUUUAUGGAUGUCAGGAUGGUUACCGUAGAUAUAAAUUAGUUGAACGAUCUUUAAACAUGUCCAAAAGACCUCAAAUUAGGCACUUAGUUUAUUGUUUGGAAGAACGUACUUCACAGCCUAUUGCGGAAAUGCAUAUCCACCCUGAAAUAGUCAAUAGAGCUGUUCAUACAGUCGUUCUAGCAAAGAAGAUAAAUCCAAAAUAUCAUCCAGAAUUUUCGGACCAACUAGCUCGUUGUAUAGAAGCAAUUUAUGGAUACAAAAGACUUGUCACAAUUAUUGAUCAAAUGAGAUUAGAGCCGUAUGAUUCUGAGAAUCAUGCUCAUGAGCAUAAAUUGAAAGCAUUAUGGAAUAAUUUGAUGCCUGAUGUGAAACUAGAAGCAAGAAUCACUAAGCAAUGGCAAGAAAUUGGCUUUCAAGGAGAUGAUCCAUCGACAGAUUUUCGUGGAAUGGGCAUAUUAGGACUAGAAAAUCUGCUAUACUUUUCAAGAGAGUAUCCUGGAACUGCACGACACUUACUUUCACAUUCUCAACAUCCAACUUAUGGAUAUACAUUAGCUGUUGUAGGCAUUAAUAUAACUCACAUGGCAUGGCGUUUGCUGAAAUCAGGAAUAGCAAAGUCACAUUUUUAUAAUCUAUCAAAAAUUCACGGAUAUCCAACAGUCGAGCAUUUCCAUCAAUUUUAUUGCUACUUACUUUAUGAGUUUGAUCAUUUUUGGAUGAACGCUAAGCCUAACAACUUAAUGGAAUUCAACAAUGUUCAAGUAAAGUUUGAGAAAGCAAUCGUUAAAGUCAGUGAACGAGAAAGUUGUCACUUUAAGAUGAACUUGAGUGUCGAGAGUAUUUAACUUAUUUAAUUCUGCUGUAUUCAACCUAGCUUAUGCUGAAAAAUGCUUUAAAAGUUUUCAAUAAAAG
Chironomus riparius is the source of this 1208-nucleotide messenger RNA. The record is from the annotation of a GenBank genome assembly. NCBI's taxonomy places the organism in Eukaryota, Metazoa, Arthropoda, Insecta, Diptera, Chironomidae.